Messenger RNA from Contarinia nasturtii (swede midge), 1288 nucleotides. RefSeq lists its product as uncharacterized. The transcript has 4 exons. The record is from RefSeq and is a predicted model, not a curated record. Bases 240 to 1244 code for a protein of 334 amino acids. Lineage: Eukaryota; Metazoa; Arthropoda; Insecta; Diptera; Cecidomyiidae.
GAUUAAAGUAGACAGCAUACAAAAUGCUACGAUUCGUACAAAAGUCGCUCCACAUUGCAUCCAUAACAAUAAUUUGCUAAUUAACAGAAAGUUUGUGGAUUAUUCAACAAAAAUAUUUGCUACGUUAUGACGAAUUUUUGGCGAAAUAUCGAGUUUGGAAUAUUCGACGAACAAUUCAAACAGCUAACGAAAUAAAUAUGUUGUAAUAAUUUUGAACUCGAUUACACGGCCUACCCAAAAUGCUGUGUACUAGGAUGCAAUUGACGGAAAGAAGAUUUCGGAUCAAAUCGAGUUUGAGUUAUCAAAACAGCGAUGGUGAAUAUGAGUCCAGUGCAACUGUAUCUUGUGAGGGUAGGGCACCAUUUGUUCGUCCAUGCGCCAUUAUAAAAAUGUUCAAUGGUGACAAUGCUGAUGGAAACGAAUCAAUCAUCAGUUCUGGUCGAGCAGUGAGUGCGGUAAAAGCGAAGGCCGAUGCAAACAGGAAAACAAAUAAUGAACCGGACAGUGUUAACAUAACGGAUGUUAACGGAAGCCCAACAAAUCUUGACAGAUCGGAUGAAGAUAUCAGCGAAAAUAAGAUGAAUGAUUCGCAUCAAUCGUCUUAUCGUGCACCGCUAAUAGUGGUUACACUUUAUUUACCAUCAGAAGCAAAAACAUUAGCUCCACUUGCAGUAAAGCGUGAUCUUCGUCGGCCACCAUCGUUUUGUCAAAAAUUUCAACGCAAUUCAUCGAGCAAACAGUGUAAGUGUAAAAUCAAUGCAAAACCGGAUUUAAUGUUGCGUGGUAAAGAAAUCACCGAAACCAGUUCGAAUCUAUGCACCACCAAUCUACCACCAAAUCAAGAUAACGACGAUAUUCUGAGAAAUGAUGAUAAAAUGAAUGACGAAUGUAUGGCAUGCUCUGCGUGUAUCAUGGAUAUGGAAAGAAGAACACCUUUGUUAACACCAGUACCAUGUUUAGAUGAAGCGGCGCUAGAAAUGGGUUUUGACAAAUAUCACAUGGAUUCGUUCGGCAAUUUAACAAAGAAUUUUGAGAUUCCGUGCACUGAAGAUGUUGACGGCGAAAAAAAUGAUUCGCUAGACUGUUCUAUGCCUGUAAUAAGCAGACCCGGUAGCGCAGACACAUCACGUAUCAUACGUAUUACGUUGAACAAUAAAAGUAGCAUCGAUGGCAGUAGUAAACAAAGUAGUAGCAAUGAAAAUCAAAACACAGUUCCUAGAGAUAUUAAAACCGCGACAUUUUAAAUCGGAUAAAUAUAAUAGUAAAUAAAAAAGGACGUCUUUUUGUA